This is a messenger RNA of Symbiodinium sp. CCMP2592, 5376 nucleotides long. The record is from the annotation of a GenBank genome assembly. NCBI's taxonomy places the organism in Eukaryota, Dinophyceae, Suessiales, Symbiodiniaceae.
AUGGCGUAUCGUGGUGAGUUCUCGCAGGUCCCUCCGCCUUCGCAAUUGGAUGAUGCAAGGCCGGCGGCAGCUCCGGCUCAGAGCUCGGGCCAGGCAUCCUCUUUGGAUGGCGUGGCUCCACCUACUUUGGCUUCUUUGCUUUCCUGGACCGGACCAAAGCCAGCCGCCACGGCAACAAUGGUGUCGCCAGCGCCCUUUGCUGCUUUGCCGCCGAGCUCUACCACCUCGGGUUCACCGGCGGCGGCCCCUUUGCCGGCUUCUACUUCAGCGGUGCCACCUACGACACAACCAGCGCCUACGGUGACUUCCCUGGUUCCUGCCACUUCGGAGCUGGCAGCCAGCACCACCAACCGGAGUUGGUCAGUGGUUGACAGCCAGAUGUUGAUGGAAGCCUUGAGGGCCUCGAGCGACGUUGUGAUCGAACAGAUGCUGCAGUCAGUUCGGGAAAUGGAUGUUACCGAGCCGACGGGUGAGCCGGUGCCGGCGAUCACCCAGGGACCCAUGCAGGAGAUAGUGCCGGCGGCUGUUCCGAUGAUUCCGGCUGUGCCGUCUUCUUCCGGAAUGACCUCUCCUGUUUCCUUGACGCCGCCGCCCUCUCCUAAGACAUCGGCCCCGACACCUAAGGCCCCAGGUGCUUCCGGGAAGGUUUGUACUCACUCCCGAACGACCACAAAGGGGACCAACCAGCACUACCACCUGAAGACGUGUAAGGACUGCGGCAAGGUGCUGGAGCGCGAGAAGAAACAGCCUUCUGCUAAAGCCGCUCCGGGGUCUGCCUCGUCGGACACUGUCUAUCCCAAGAAGCCCGAGGACUGCAAGCACGAGAACGAGCACGACCAAACGGUCCCGGCACCUCCGAUGGCGUAUCCGAUCGGCGUCUCCGGCUCCCAUGCUCAGCAGAUCAUGGACUUAGCCGCUACAGUGGUUCAGGUGCAAGAGAGCGGGGGAAUGCCGGUGCCGGUGGAACGUCUCAACGACAUUGUGAACAACUGCACCCGUGUCUACUUGCAGCGGCUGUCGGCGACUCUUGCGUUUCCAAGCCAGACGGCGCCACCCACGGCCGGAGGAACGGCUAAGGCGGCACCUCCUACACCACAAGCUCAGGUAGCACCGUCGACUGCGACAGCCGCCGCUCCGGCCGCGAAUCCCCUUCCUCACGGCAUGGAUGAUGAUACUGUGCUGCACUCGGGCAAGCAUAAGGGGCGCACCUACCGCGAGGUCUAUGAGAACUUCCCUGACUAUUGCGCAUGGAUCCUCAGCCAGGGUGGCACUUUGCAAGCUCAUUCUUUGCAGAACUUUUCCCGUUACUUGCUCGCUCGCCGCGGCCGAGAACACCAAAGCCGAGCUACAGCCAAUAUGGCGGUCGACGAUGUGCCCUCGGAGGACUGCCUUCUGGCCGUGCUGGACACCGGGUGCAACCAAACAUGCCACGGCGCUCGAUGGAUGAAGUCCUACAUGGCGCCAGCCCAAGGCUCCAGCCUCAAGGGGAUCGGUGGCCGCGUCAGGGCUCUGGGAAAACGCGAGCUCCACAUUUGCCUCCAGCUCUCCGAUGGCACCCUGGCCAAGGGCACGGUGACUUCCACAGAGCUUGAAGAGUCCGAGGCCCCGCUUCUGCUGAGCUAUGGUGCUCAAAAGCAAUUGGGCAUGGUCAUCGACGCGGAGAGGAACACCGUCUUCAGCAAGCUCUUCCGGCAGGAGAUGGAGGUGAUCGAUCGUGAUGGCCUACCGGCGCUCCGGCUUCUACCUCUUAUGGACGAGGAGCCUUCUCAUUUUGCCAUGUCGGCGGAAGCGACCGAGCCACCACAGCCAACGGCCACGGAGGAAGAGGAGGAGAGCGAUUACUGGGAACAGCUCGGAGACGUUCUUGUUCGGGUACAUGUGCGGCCAAGGAACUACCUCUACGACCCCGUCCGGGAGCCCAGCGACGACAAGGACUACGACCACCAGCUGCCUGAUUACCCUUUUCGGCGAACCGUGGCAAUCAACACCAUCACCGGUGAGAAGGUGGAGUUUCAGGACCAUUGGCAAAAGCAAGCGGAGAUAGAGGAUGUAACUGAGGAGAUCGGCGGCCAAUGGCAUGGGCAAACCUUCUUCUACAAGUCCCUGGGCACGUUCCACCGCGAGGGAUCUCUGGAACCUGAGUCCCCAAGCCUUGCCGCCCACGCCAAGUUUGAUGAAGAGCGGCCGGCAAGCCUCUCCAAGGGACAAAAGAGGCAGAUCGAGGACCACAGCCAGGGGGUCAAGCGGUUGGACACCACCCUUUGGCACCAGCUUGGCCGCCAGUCUCAGCGGCAUCGAGUUCGCGGUUUGCUCCCUCGGGGCUGUCGGUGCUUCCUCUUGGAGAUCUUCGCAGGCGCUGCCGCCAUGACUGCGGCAGCCGUGGGCUGGGGAAUGCCGGUGGCAGCCCCUAUCGACCUUGAACUGGACCAGGGCAACCUCCUCAACCCAGCCGUGCGUGACAAGAUUUGGGAACGUGUUGAGGCCGAGGACCCUUACAUCACCGUGGUGCGUCGUCACGAGCUCGGCCGGCAGGUGAUUGUGGAAAGUCCCUGGUGGGGCCUGUUCUGGAAGCUUCGCUGUAUCGAACGUCUGACCCAGGAGGAGCACCCAGCCACGGGGCAGAGCAUGGACGUUCUCUACCUCGACCACUCCAAGUAUGAGCGCGGCGGUGCUGGAAGGAGGCCUAGCACCCGUUUGUCUGGGAUCUUGACUGCCUCUGAGAAGAUAAAGGGCGUAUUGGGUCGAGUUUGUGGACCAGGCCCGGCGGCUAUCGGAUCACGGCCUCACCACCGGCAUGUUGGCGGCAUCUCCUCUCCUUGGGCGACUACCUUGUGCGAUUCCCUGGUGGAGGCCGCCUACGAAGAACUAGUCUCGUUGAGUUCCUCUGUGGUGUUUGCGGCAGAGGACGAGGCUGAGGAGCACGAGGAGUUCGGCCCGAUCGACGCGAUCAAUCAAUCCGAGGACGAAGGUGACCUUCUGCCACCUCCUGUGUCCACUGAGGAAGUUCGUCGGGAAGAAGGUCUCGAAGAAGAUCAAGAAGCCGGGCAGCCAGAGUUCGAAAAGGAACGCAGGCGCAAGUGGCUCCUUUUGGAAAGGCCGAAGCGUCUGGCCUUGAGGCGGCUCCACCAGAUGACUGGCCACGCCUCCAAUGAAGCUAUGGCACGCAUGUUGCGAUCGGCCGGCUCCGAGCCUGCUACAGUAACGGCCUGCAAGUACUUUCGUUGCCAGGCUUGCUUGGACAGAAAGAAGCCCGAUCCUCCAAGAGCUGUGGCUGAACCGCCACCCUUUCGCUUCAACCACCAGGUUGGUUGUGACGCUUUCGAGGUUGUGGAUGCCAAGGGGGAACGGCACACUAUCCUUUCGUUGGUCGACGAGGGAACUAAGUUCCAUGUGGCCGGCCGCGUGUCAGCCGGCGGCACACCAUCCUCCAAGGCAUGCGCUGAUUUCUUGAAUCAUGCCUGGCUGGCCUGGGCCGGUCCACCCAAGUUGUUCAAGUGCGACCAAGGCGUUCACAACAAAGGCAAGGUGGCUUCUUUGCUGCGUUCUCUUGGCGUAGAGAUCAAGCAGGCGGGCGUCAAGGCACCGUGGCAGGUGGGCCGUGUCGAGCGGCAUGGGGGCAUCCUGAAGCAGAUGGUCAAGCGAGUCAUUUCGCAACACCAUGUGAGUGGAGAGUUCGCUGUGAGUGCUGUUGUGUCCCAGUGUGCUGCCACAAAGAACUCUUCGUACCUGCACGAAGGCUACGUUCCGGCCCAGUGGGUCCUCGGAAAGAUUCCUUCCGAUGUGACUUCCUUGUUGUCGGAGGCGGCCGGGACCCAACUCGGCAUCCACCAGAUGAUCGAUGACCCUCAGGACGAGUUUGGUCAGCGACUGCUCACGCGCCAAUGGGCCAAGGAGGCUUUUGUCUAUGUUGACACCAGCCAAAGGAUUCGGAAGGCUAUGCUUCGCCAAAGCCAUCCGAUAAGAGGGCCCUAUCAAACCGGCGACCUGGUGAACUACUUCCGGCGAGGUCGAUGGUUUGGGCCAGCCAGGGUCCUGUCCAAUGAGGGGAAGAGUUCCUUGUGGUUGGUCCACUCCGGGAUGACGGUGCUGAUCUCGGACACUUGUUGCAGACCGGCGACCGUUGAGGAUAUCCGUCGGAAGCAGGCAUUGGAACUUCGACCAGGGUGGCCUUCUAAUCGCCCAAAGCGGAAGUUUCGAGACACCUUCGAGGACGAUCUGGAGAACCUUCCCUUCUCCGGCGAUCUGCCAGAAGAGGAGGACGAGGCGCCCAAUCAGUUCUUUGACUUCGUGGGCGAACUUCCCUCCAGUUCUACAUCCUCGGGGGCCCCAGCCACGCUACCUGCACUUGCUCCACCACAACCUGCUUUGCCUGCUGAAUCGAUGGAGAUGGAAGCGCCAAGUCCUGGCGAAUCUGUGCUGGACAUGCCAGGGGAUCUGCCAGAACGACAAGUUACACAACCAGAGCAGGAGCCCCACGAGGUCGAGACCAGUGACGCAGCCGAGGCUUCACCACCAACAGAAAAUCCAGCUUCGACUUCUACUUCCGGGGGGUCCUUGCUAGACGAAGCAAUGACGCAGCCAGCUUCACUACCAGCAGAAAAUCCAUCUUCGACUUCUACUUCUGGGGGGCCUUUGGUGACGCAGCUGCAAUCAGCACUCCGGCGAUCCGUGGAUCAAGUUGAUGGUCACAUCCGGUCUCGCUCCCCUUCUCGGGCUCCGGCCGCUCCACCAGGCUUAGGUCACUUGGCUUCUGCUCCCGAGCACCGCAAUGUGAUAGCCGAGCGCAAGUUGGCACAGGCAACCACGGCGCAGAAGAAAGUGCAUGCCUUCCUUGCGCAACGGGGCGAGAAGAAGUACCGCAAGAAGGUUCAAAAGCAAGGAAAAGGGCGUGAGAUCAUGUAUCAGCAUGCCAGUGAAGAAGUCAAGAAGCAGCUCGACGAGACUCGGCGCAAGGAGUGGGACAAUUGGAAGGGCUACUCCAACAUGCGCAAGAUCACGCCGCAGGAGCUCGAGGCCAUGAAGAAGGAGAACCCUAACCUCCGAGUGAUCGCUACCAGAUGGGUGGAUAUCGACAGUGCCGAAAAGGGCGAACAGCCAAAGUACAAGAGUCGCUUUGUUGUCCGAGGCGACCUGGAGGACUCGACCGACAUGAGGACGGACAGUCCCACCGGAUCUCAGGUGGGCAUGGGCCUCGUGAUCAGCUAUGCCGCGGCGACCCGGAAGAACUUGAACUCCGGCGACAUCUCGGCAGCGUUCCUCCAGGGAUCUGUUCUGGACCGCCAGUUGGUGCUUCGGAUGCCAAAACCCCAAGGGUCGAAAGUAUGUGAUUAUCGUGUAAUGAUUCACAGAGCCCUCUGUGGGAGAACAGCUGUGUAA